This is a messenger RNA of Toxotes jaculatrix (banded archerfish), 1217 nucleotides long. RefSeq lists its product as uncharacterized. Gene Ontology annotation, biological process: cell surface receptor signaling pathway. The transcript is spliced from 5 exons. Lineage: Eukaryota; Metazoa; Chordata; Actinopteri; Toxotidae. Gene Ontology annotation, molecular function: transmembrane signaling receptor activity. The coding region runs from base 357 to 1061 and encodes 234 amino acids. The record is from RefSeq and is a predicted model, not a curated record.
CCAGGUUGUGUGAGCUGUGUGGUUUUCACAGCUCUGACUGACAGUGUUUGAUCUCACAUCUCGUAGUGGUACAAUGGAACAAACAUCUCUUCAGUGGCUGAUCUGUCUGACCACCUCACUGCUGUGCUGCACAACAGACCAAGGUCAGAAGACUUCUGCUUUCACAGUCUGAAACUGACUGGUUCAAUGUGAGAAACACUGAGACAUAAAUUAGUGUGGAGGAAUACAAAGAGUCUCGUCUGACAGUGAGUCCCAGCCGCUCUCAGCUAUUUGUUGCAGAGUUUCUUUCCCUGAGAUGUGAGGAGGACAACAACUCUGCUGGAUGGACGCUGAGGAGGAACACAACCAAACGGCAGAUGACUCAGUGUGGAGUUGACUGGGAAGGCGGAGCUGAUUCUUCCUGUAACAUCAGUCUAACAGCCAAAUGGGACAGUGGAGUUUACUGGUGUGACUCCAGAGAAGGAGCAACCAGUAACACCAUAAACAUUACAGUUACUGGUGGAUUAGUGAUCCUGCAGAGUCCUGUUCUCCCUGUGAUGGAGGGACAUGAUAUCAUUCUGCGCUGUAAAACAAAGACCACUCCCUCCCACCUCCCAGCUGGUUUCUACAAAGAUGGCUCUCUCAUCAGAACUGAGCCUACAGGUCAAAUGAUCAUCCACCAUGUUUCCAAGUCUGAUGAAGGCUUCUACAGGUGUAACAUAAGUAGUCAUGGAGAGUCUCCACCCAGCUGGAUCACUGUCACAGGUCAGGGGCUUCACUUUGAUUUCAUUAUUUCAUCCCCAUAUUUACCUGACCUGAUGGAGUUUUCUCUAAAGGUCCACCUACAACCACAGCCCCGUCUGCUACCUCAUCCCUGCUCCAGUUUGAGCUCAGACUGGUUUUCCAUCUACUGGUGUUCUGUCCAUACUUUAUCUCCACUCAUGGUGUGUUUGUAUCAACACAGACCCACAGGAAAUGACCUACUUGUCUCCAAGGCAACAGCACCACCCACACAGGCUGAACAGGGAUUUGCUGAGGACUGUGCUGAUAUUGUGGUAGUCACAACCAAGCAUCACUUCUGAGCUGAACAGAUCAGAGUUCACUGCUACAUUAGUGAGAUGGUGGUUAGAAUUUAUGGCUAUGUUUACAACAGGGCAUCAUUUGUUAAAGUUUCAGUUGGUUGUGUUGUUUCUGUGGAGCUCUAAAUAUUUUAAAUAAAGUCUUGUGUAUUUGACUCA